AUGGUGCCUAUCAUUUUUCUGAGCACCUUUCUGCUUCAUUUCACUGUUUCUGUGGCUUCAAAACCGCAAUAUAUCCUAUGGGUCUCCUCUGUGAUGCAAAGUCAUUCUACAGAGCAAGCUUGUCUCCACCUUUUAAACCUUAAUGAAUCUGUAUCCUUGAGUGUUGUCUUAGAAUAUGAUGGAUCCAGUACCACCAUUUUUGACCAGUCUGUGGAAGAGGAUAACUUCUAUGCUUGUGCAAAGUUUGAGGUUUCUCACAAGUCCUUUGAAAAUUUGGCUUUUGUGACCUUGUUGGCUAAGGGAGCUACUCUUAAAAUCUUUGAGAGGAGAUCUGUAGCAUUCUCUUCAGAGGAGACAGUAACGUUUGUGCAGACAAAUAAACCCAUCUAUAAAUCUGGAGAGAAUGGUAAGUCAAUGCUUAUGUUUCCUUCAUAUGUUAAAGCUCGCAUUGUGACACUGGAUACCAAAUUCAGACCUGUCAAGGAUUUGUAUCCCUUGAUCACACUUCAGGACCCUCAAAACAAUAGGAUUUUUCAAUGGCAAAAUGUGACUUCUUCUCAAAAUAUUACCGAACUCUCGUUCCAAUUGAUCUCAGAACCAAUGGUUGGAGAUUACUCUAUUGUUGUGAAAAGGGAAUCGGGAAAGAUGUUGAUGCACCAAUUCACUGUUAAUAAAUAUGUGUUGCCCAAGUUUGAAGUUAAAGUCAGUGCACCACAAACAAUAACUAUUUCAGAUGAUGAAUUCCAAGUCAGUGCAUGUGCGAAGUACACCUUUGGACAACCUGUACAAGGAAGAGCCCAAAUCCGGGUGUGCAGAGAACUUUUUUCCUCUGGGAGUUGUGAGAACAAUGAAAUAUGUGAACAAUUUGUUGCACAGUUGAGAAAUGGUUGUGUUUCUCAAACAGUAAAUACAAAAGUCUUCCAACUCUACCGUUCUGGACUUUUCAUGUCAUUUCAUAUCACCGUAACAGUUGCAGAAACUGGGACAGGUGUGCAGAUCAGUGAAAAAUCUUCUAUUUUUAUCACUCAACUGCUUGGGAUUGUGACAUUUGAGAAUACGGACACUUUCUAUAGAAGAGGAAUUCCUUACUUGGGAACUCUUAAACUGUCCGGUCCUGAUAAUGCACCGAUGGUAAACAAGUUAUUGCAGUUGGAGCUCAAUAACAAAUUUGUAGGAAAUUACACCACGGAUGAGAAUGGGGAAGCUCAGUUUUCCAUCGACACUUCAGAUAUAUUCGAUCCAGCGUUCAGCCUAAAAGCCACGUAUAUCCGGCCCAAGAGCUGCUACCUUCCCAGCUGGUUAAUGCCAGAGUACAUGGAUGGUCAUCUCUCAGUCCAACGCUUUUACUCCCGAACCAACAGCUUCCUAAUGAUUGAACCUGAACCCAAGCAGCUUCGCUGCGAUCAACAAAAGAUUGUUACUGUGCAUUACUCCCUAAACAGGGACGCUUACAGAGAUGAGCCAAUUAACUUCUUCUAUUUGGUAAGUCUCAGUGGUGAGCUGGGAAACUGGUGGCAUUAUAUCUGCAUGACCUCUCCUGUCUACACAGCCUGGACGGGAAACUUCUCAUUCCCCAUUGAUGUCAGUGCUGACCUGGCGCCCAUGGCUGUCAUGCUUGUCUACACUGUUCACCCCAGUGGGGAAAUUGUAGCUGACAGUGUCAAAUUCCAGGUUGACAAGUGCUUUAAAAACAAGGUUAGCAUAAAGUUCUCGAAGGAGCAGGGGCUACCUGGCUCCAGGACCAGUCUCCAUCUUCAAGCAGCCCCUGACUCGGUCUGUGCACUCCGGGCUGUGGAUAGAAGUGUUCUCCUUCUGAAAUCAGACCAACAGCUGUCCGCUGAAAGGGUGUACAGUAUGCUUCCAAAUAAAGAACUAUAUGGGUAUAUCUAUCAUGGUCUCAACCUUGAUGAUAGCAAGUUAGACCCUUGCAUUCCUCAGAAGGAUAUGUUUUACAAUGGUUUGUAUUAUACACCUGUAAGCAACCAUGGGGAUGGAGACAUCUAUAAUGUUGUCAGGGAUAUGGGUCUGAAAGUCUUUACUAAUCUCCAUUACCGGAAACCAGAAGUAUGUUCCAUGGAGAGAAGGAUGCCGUUCCCCGGGCCAUUGUAUCUAGACUCAGGAGCAUACAUGCCCAUGGAUAAUGCCCCCUUGAGAACUGCAUGUGGAGGAGAGAAUUUUAACUACGUAGAACAGGCCAUAAGGGAAACAGUCAGAACGAACUUUCCAGAGACAUGGAUUUGGGACCUUGUCAGCCUCGAUUCCUCAGGUUCAGCAAAUCUGUCAUUCACCAUCCCUGAUACUAUAACCCAAUGGGAGGCAAACAGCUUCUGUGUGAAUGGUGAGGCCGGAUUUGGCGUUUCAUCAACAAUUGCUCUGGAAGUCUCCCAAUCUUUCUUUGUGGAAAUGACCUUGCCCUUUUCGAUGGUUCAAAAUGAACAAUCUGAUGUGAUUGUCAAUGUCUUCAGCCACCUGAAUACGUGCAUAGAGAUCUUUGUUCAGCUGGAAGCAUCUCAGGACUUUGAGGCAAAUCUCAGCAGCCCUAAAGACAAUGGCAGUGAGGUUAUCCAAGCUGGAGAGAGGAAGACAUAUGUCUGGACUCUCAUCCCUAAGAAACUGGGUAAAGUGAAUAUCACAGUAAUUGCUGAGUCCAAACAAAGUAGCGCUUGCCCAAAUGAAGCAAAGGAGCAGCAGAAUCUAAAUUGGAAAGAUACCGUGGUGAAAAGUUUGUUGGUAGAGCCUGAAGGUAUUGAGGAAGAGAUGACUCAGGGUUUCCUUAUCUGUACAAAAGGCACCAAAGACUCCAGGCAGGUAGAUCUGGAUUUGCCAAACAAUGUAGUAGAAGGAUCAGCCAGGGCCUUUUUCACUGUUGUGGGGGAUAUUGUAGGACUUGCAGUGCAGAAUCUGGAAAAUCUUCUCAAAAUGCCCUCCGGAGGUGGAGAGCAGAAUAUAGCCCUGCUGGCCUCUGAUACCUACAUCCUUGACUAUCUGAAAUCUACUAAUCAAUUGACAGAGGAAAUGAAAUCUAAAGCUUUCUUUUUCUUAUCUAAUGGUUAUCAAAAGUUGUCUUUCAAAAACCCUGAUGGUUCCUAUAGUGUGUUUUGGCGGUUGAAUCAGGAAGGAAGCAUAUGGCUCAGUGCCCUUACUUUUAAGACAUUAGAGGGAAUGAAGAAAUAUGUGUUCAUUGAUGAACAAGUUCCAAAAGAGACCUUGAUCUGGCUUUCAAACAAACAGAGAAGAAAUGGCUGCUUUCAAAGUGACGGCAAGAUUUUCAACAAUGCCUGGGAGGUUGGCGAUGAAGAGGACACUUUACUCACUGCCUAUAUCGUUGGUGCAUUCCUCGAAGCUGGACUCAAUUUCACUUUUCCUGCUCUACGAGAUGCCCUCUUUUGCUUGGCGGAGGCCUUGGAAAAUGGUGUCACAAAUGGCUAUAACCGGGCAAUCCUAGCUUAUGCUUUUGCAUUAGCUGGAAAAGAGGAGCAAGCAGACUCCUUACUCCAGAUCCUGGAUCAAUCUGCUACCAAAAAAAAUAAUGUGAUAUAUUGGGAAAGAGCGAAGAAACCCAAGACAGAUGCUUCCCCAUCCUUUACUCCUCUGACUCCUUCUGCUGAGACGGAAAAGACUUGCUACGUGCUAUUGGCUGUCCUUUCCCGGAAAACUCCUGACCUGACCUAUGCUAGUAAGAUCGUGCAGUGGCUUGCCCAACAGAUGAAUUCUUACGGAGGCUUCUCUUACCCCCAGGACACGGCUAUCUGCCUUCUUGCUGUGACCCGCUACAUGACAUUGACCUUCUCUGACAAUCAAAACAAUGUCACCUUUAGCAAUGAAGCAUCCAGUGAGAUUGUCCAGGUUAACAGUGACAACCGCUUACUGGUCCAGCGUUCAGAACUGCCAAGAGCAGGUGGACAAUACACAGUAGAUGUGGAGGGACAAGGUUGCACAUUCAUCCAGGCCACCCUGAAAUACAAUGUGCUUCUACCUAAGAAGGAAUCUGGAUUUUCCCUUUCCUUGGAAAUAGUAAAGAAAAACUCUUCUGAUACAUUCCAGAGUCACUUUGGCCUGACAAUAACCCUCAAAUAUACUGGAAUUCACAACAACUCCAACAUGGUCCUUGUUGAUGUAAAAAUGCUCUCAGGAUUUACUCCAGUCAUGUCAUCCAUUGAGGAGCUUGAAAGCAAUGGUCAAGUAAUGAAGAGUGAAGUCAAGAAUGACCAUGUUCUUUUCUUCCUAGAAAAUGUUUGGGGUAUAGCAAAUAGUUUCUCCUUCUCUGUUGAGCAAAGCAACCGUGUGUCCAACAUUCAGCCAGCACCUGUCAUGGUCUAUGAUUAUUAUGAAAAAGAUGAAUAUGCCCUUGCUUCUUACAACAUCAACAGUGUCUCAGUUUCCCAGUGAAACCAAAGUAUGUGAAAGGGUUUAAAAUAGAAAUAGAAAACUAUUUACUUUGAACAAACUCCCUCUUCUGUAUCAAACCUGGAAGAAAACCAUGAACCACCUCAAGUUCUGAAUAGCCUGCAAUCUGCCAUGACGUCUUAUCAGAUUUUGUUUCUUUUCUAUUCCAUUAAACCCUCUUAUUCUGCA
Messenger RNA from Phacochoerus africanus (Common warthog), 4575 nucleotides. Its product is annotated as ovostatin homolog 2-like. Gene Ontology annotation, cellular component: extracellular region. Gene Ontology annotation, molecular function: endopeptidase inhibitor activity. Lineage: Eukaryota; Metazoa; Chordata; Mammalia; Artiodactyla; Suidae. The record is from RefSeq and is a predicted model, not a curated record.